AUGCACUUGGUUGAGCAUCCUGUCACGGAAGCCAUCACCAAUCUCGACCUCGUAGAAUGGCAACUUCGUGUGGCCUCUGGAGAAGUGUUGCCAAUCAAGGACCAAGAGAAAAUUCCUCUCCAUGGACAUGCUUUUGAGGUGCGCAUAUACGCGGAAGACUGUUCCGACCCCUGUCAGAUGCUUCCCGCGGCCGGUCACUUAGCCUAUGUUUCCGUUCCAUCAGGCGCUGUCAGCUACACUAGUUUUAAUCGCCAGGCUAUGAAAAGUAGUGAUCUUCAUCAUCGGUUUCGUAUGCCAACACCAGGGCUUCUGGAUCUCAGUCAGCAUUUCCACUCUCUACAAUUGCUUCAGUUUGCUCAUCACUAA
Messenger RNA from Protopolystoma xenopodis, 366 nucleotides. The record is from the annotation of a GenBank genome assembly. Lineage: Eukaryota; Metazoa; Platyhelminthes; Monogenea; Polystomatidea; Polystomatidae.